Molecule: messenger RNA, 7853 nt
Organism: Diospyros lotus (date-plum)
Lineage: Eukaryota; Viridiplantae; Streptophyta; Magnoliopsida; Ericales; Ebenaceae
Product: DDT domain-containing protein PTM
Exons: 13
Coding region: 451-7563 (2370 amino acids)
Source: RefSeq, a predicted model, not a curated record
GGUGUUGGGGAGAGAGAGACAGAGUGGGUUCCUUCCUUUGCUUGUGUCAAUUCGUCUUGCACAGAGAGAGAGAGAGAGAUCUGCCUAACCAGAGAGGAUUGCACCGAUUUUGGAGAUUUCUGUGAUUUUCUAGGCCAUUGCAGCCCUUUCUCUUUCUUCUUCUCUCUCUAUGUUCAGUUAAAAAUUGAUUUGCUGACGAGCGAGCGAGAGAGAGGAGAGAGAGAGAGAGUUUCUCAAAUUGUAAUUUUCCCCCUUUUUUUUUUUCUUUUCUCAAAAUUGCCCACCUUGGGUUGGGACCAUUGCAUUUGUUCUGAGGAGAGAGAGAGAGAGAGAGAGAGAGGAGUUUCUCGUGCUCUUAGCACGCAGAUCAGGAAGCGGAAUUCCAUUUCGUAUGAUGCUCCUGAGGAAUUUCUUCUCGGAAGAAAGCCCUAGUUAGUUGUAGCUGAACAAAUGGAGUUCGUUGGCAAAACGCUGAAGAAGGAGUUUGCAGGGCUUGGGGUUUUCGCCGGGGUCGUGAACUCGUACGACGCUUCGACGGGGUUCUUCGAGAUCCUCUACGAAGACGGAGAUUCCGAGGAGCUGGAAUUAUCCGAGGUUUCUUCGCUUUUUAAUGGAGCGGGAUUGGGGACGGGAAGCGUGACUGGUGACCAAUCUGCUGCUGAGUUCGAACUCGCAAAUGAGCCGCGGGUCCGACGGAAGCCCAAGAAACGGCGUCGUCUUCUUGCUGAUUCAGGUAACCGAACUUCUGCUAAUUUCACGAGUGAUAGUUUGACGGAGAGUCGUGAGGAGAUUAUUCUGAGGCAGGACGGCACGAGCCAACAGGGGUUUUCGAGAGAUACUGUUUCAGCCAUGGGGAAUUUGAGUUCUGGUGGCUGUAAUGGGGUUAAGCCAGAUAAUGGGUUGGAUUUGAAUGUUGGGUUAAAUUUAACCGAGGGGUUUAGUUUAAGCGAGGGAGCGAAUUUAAAUGUUCAUUUUGAAGAACUUCCGAGGAGAAAUGGAUGUAUUGAUCUCAAUUUGGAUGCGAAUGGUGAACUUGAAGAAUUAAGAGAGGGCAAUUUGGGGAAUCCUGGUGCGGAAACGCAGAAGGGAAAGCGUUGUUUUGAUUUGAAUAUGGUAUUAGAUGAAGAGGGCAAGAAUUCUGAUUCUGACUGUGAAGGACAAUUGAAAGAGACCACUUCACUCCAUGUAGUUGAGGAAACCGAAAAGCAGGAGAAAGAAGGUCUUGAAAUGGUAGGCGGUGUCAAAAAUCAGGAGCAAGCUUGUUUUGGAAUUGUUGCAGGAACUCAAGUAGAACCUGUUGCUGGGUAUGCUGAGAAUGACGUGGGAGAUUCAUGUGUCACGAUGAUAAAAGAUGCCCCAAAAGCAGAUGGUGCUAGUGGAGGAUCUGAAGGAGGUGGUGUUCCUGUAACUACAUAUGCUAACGAUUCCAUACCUUCUCAAGUUCAGGUGAAGAAGGAACUUCCUGAAGGCGAUUCUGGAAUCGCGUGCAAAGAAAGAAACAGGCGAAAGAGUAUUAAAACUUCUGAAAAUAUUAGUUUUAUUAAAGAAACAGUAUUGAGGAGAAGCAGUCAGAGACUCGCUAUGGUGGAUUCGCGUGUGGGAUUCCAAGAAGCAGUUGAAAGGGAAAAGGGUGUUAGUGGAGAAUUCCUGGGAGGCACUACUCCUGGAGCUACAGUUGCCACAGGUUUUUUAUCUUCUGAUGUUGAACUGAAGGAAGGAUUUACUAGCACUGGGACAGACACUGACACUACAGCUGAUAACAGUUAUCAAGUCAAUACCGGGAUGACCAGCAAAGAAAGACAGAGAAAAAGGAGAAGGAAACUUUCAGAUUCUGCUGUGGAAACGGUGUUGAGGAGAAGCAGUCGUAGGUUAGCAGCUUCUCUUAAUCCUCAAAAUCAUAUUUCAAGUGAAGCAACAUCAGUUGCAGAUAAUGAGGCACAGUCCUCUGCUGCAGUUAGUGCAGUAUUGGAUGAGAAGCUUGCAAUCCCUGAUCGUGAAGAAUCUGAAGAAGACAGUGUUCUUCCUCCAAAGCUACCAUUACCCCCUUCUUCUGAAAACUUGAAUUUGGAUGGGAUUCCCAUACUUGAUCUUUUCUCUGUUUAUGCUUGUUUGAGAUCAUUUAGUACAUUAUUAUUUUUGAGUCCUUUUGAGUUGGAGGACUUUGUGGCAGCGCUAAGAUGUGAAGCUCCUAAUUUGUUAUUAGAUUUCAUCCAUGUUUCUCUUUUGAAAACUUUGAGGAAGCAUUUGGAACUUCUUUCUGGUGAAAAUUCUGUCUCUGCUUCCAACUGCCUCAGGAGUCUAAACUGGGAUUUGCUGGAUGUGAUCACGUGGCCCAUUUUUAUGAUGGAGUACCUUCUCAUUCAUGGUUCUGCAUUGAGACCUGGCUUUGAACUUUGUAAAUUGAAUGUUCUUGAGAGUGGCUACUACAAACAACCAGCACCAGUAAAGAUUGAGAUACUUCAGUGUCUAUGUGAUGAUGUGAUUGAAAUGCAAGCCAUAAGGUCAGAGCUUGAUAGACGAACGCAGGCAAUUGAGCUAAAUAUGGAUACUGAUUGGAGUACAAAGAUUGAGGGUUCAAAGAGGAGGAGGACUUCAGUGGAUAUUUCUGGCGGGUCCUGCUUGACUGAGGAGGUCGUCGACGAAACCACAGAUUGGAACAGUGAUGAAUGCUGCCUUUGCAAGAUGGAUGGGAGCUUAAUAUGCUGUGAUGGUUGCCCUGCCGCUUAUCAUUUGAGGUGUGUAGGAGUAUCUAGUAAUCUCAUGCCGGAGGGUGAUUGGUAUUGCCCUGAGUGUAUGAUUGACCGAGAUAAGCCCUGGCUGAAACUGGGAAAGUCAAUUCGUGGGGCGGAUCUUCUGGGAAUUGAUCCCCAUGGACGACUAUAUCAUAGCAGCUGUGGCUACCUAUUGGUGUCCGAUUCACAUGAGAAUGAACAAUCAUAUCGCUAUUACAACAUAAAUGAUUUGGGCUUUGUUAUUGAAGCACUAAAGUCAUUAAAUACCCUUUACAACCCAAUAAUAGGUGCAAUUUUGAAGCAGUGGAAUAUAUCUGUAUAUUUGAAUGGAGCAAAAAGUUACAAGGACUCCCCUAAUCCUACUCCAUGCCCAGAACUUAUGAAAGGACAAAUUGGUACGGUUACCAUGCUGCCACUGCAUUUAGCACCUUCUGGAACCUGUCCUGGGGAGGAAAUCAUCAAUGAGAGGAAACCUGAAGAGAAUUCUACAGCUGCUCAAUAUUCUGGCAGUACAGACUUUGAGGUUUCUGCAUUGGUAAAUAAUGCUCAGGUGACUUCGAACAAUUUUGUGAAGAUGGAAAACCUGUUGACGAGUUCUGAAGGAUCGGCUGAAACCUCACUAGCUACAGCCGUUCAGAACCUUCAAAAAACUGGACCAGAUGGUUUCAAUAGAUCCCCUGGAACUCUAAAUGGAUCUGAGAUUCAGGGGAAAAUUCUUUCUGUUGGGGACAGUCCUUUGACUUCUACCAAUUUUGAUGGUGAACAAGGGAAGAAUAUCCAAUCAGCAGUCUGUGGCCAUAUAUUAUCCAUAUCUGAUACACGAAAAGGUGAAACACCAAGAAGGCAGGUAGAAACCAGUUAUAUGAACUAUUAUAGUCUUGCCCAAACAGCAUCAUCAGUUGCAGAAGAGUUAUCACAUAAAUCAUCAGAGAAGAUCAAUGAGAGCUCUACAAAAUCAGUUGAGGAUAUAAUUUUGGCUCAGCUGAAGGCCAUAUCAAAAAAAUCGACCAAGUUUUCAUGGCCAAACAUUCAGAAGCUAAAUGCUGAUGCUAGGAAAGAAAAAUGCGGGUGGUGCUUCUCUUGUAAAGCAUCGGAUGAUGAAAGGGAUUGCUUUUUCAACCUAAGUGAUUCUGCUCCAACAGAUCUUAUGAAUGAGGUGGUUGGUCUUUGUUCACAAUGGAACAAGAAAGACCAUCUUGUUGAUGUCAUGGGCUAUAUUCUUUCAAUUGAAGAUCGGUUGCGUGGUUUAUUGUCAGGUCCGUGGUUAAAUCCACAUUAUUCCAAGCUUUGGCGCAAGAAUGUUGCCAAUGCCUCUGAUGUUACUUCGUUGAAGCAUUUUCUGCUCAUGUUAGAGUCAAACUUGCGGCCCCUUGCACUUUCAGCAGAUUGGGUAAAACAUGUUGAUUCUGUUCCUAUAUUGGGCUCUGCUUGUCAUAUUGUGUCCAGUUCACUACGUGUAUCUUCAAGACAUGGGAUGGGCAGAAAACGUGCUCGUUAUUCAGAUUUAGAGGCCAACAAUUCAUCAAAUGCGGCAAGAGGUUUGGGCUUGCUUUGGUGGAGGGGUGGUAGACUCUCACGCAAGUUGUUCAAUUGGAAGGGUUUGCCUCGCUCCCUGGCUUUGAAGGCUGCCCGACAAGCUUUGAAUAACACAGGUGGAUGUACAAAGGUUCCAGGAAUAUUAUAUCUGGAUAGUUCAGAAUUUUCUCGAAGAAGCCAACAUGUUGCAUGGCGAGCUGCUGUCGAGCAUUCAAAAAGUGUGGAACAGCUUGCUCUCCAGGUUAGAGAGCUUGAUGCAAAUAUUAGAUGGGAUGACAUUGAAAAUACCAAUGUUCUAUUGAAGAUGGACCAAUUUAGAAAAUCUGUAAGGCCCUUCAAGAAAGUUAUAAUCCGUCGGAAAUGCACUGAAGGAGCAGUGGUCAAAUAUCUUCUUGAUUUUGGCAAGAGAAGAAUUAUCCCUGAUGUUGUUGUGACUCAUGGAUAUACGGUUGAAGAAUCUUCUAGUGGAAGAAAAAAAUAUUGGCUGGAAGAAUCUCUUGUUCCCUUGCAUCUCUUGAAAGCUUUUGAAGAGAAGAGAAUAGCCCGCAAAUCUAACAAGAUGAGCUCUGGGAAACUUAAUGCGAGUGGUAGGAUAACAAGGAAAAUCUCGAGGAACAGAGGAUUUGAGUACCUUUUUGCUAAAGCAGAAAAAUCCGAGUAUUAUCAGUGUGGGCACUGUAAGAAAGAUGUUUUGAUCAGGUCAGAUUCAUGUGAGGAUGAACCCUCAUAUCGCUGUUACCACAGAAAUGAUUUGAGCAUUGUUAUUGAAGCACUCAAGUCAGCAAAUACCCUUUACCACUCAAUAGUUGGUGCAAUCUUGAAGCAGUGGAAUAUAUCUGUUUACCCAAAUGGAGCAGAUGGUUCAAAUAGAUCCUCUGGAACUCUAAAUGGAUCUGAGAUUCAGGGGAAAAUUCUUUCUGUUGGAGACUGCCCUUUGACUUCUACAAGUUUUGAUAGUUUGCAAGGGAAGAACAUCCAUUCAGCAGAGGGUGGGCACAUAUUAUUCGCAUCUGAUACAAGAAAAGAUGAUACAUCAAGAAGACGGUUAGAAACCAGCUAUAUGAACUUUUAUAGUCAUGCCCAAACAGUGUCAUGGGUUGCAGAAGAGUUAGCAGGGAAAUCAUCAGAGAAGAUCAAUGAGAGCUCUAGAAAAUCUGUUGAGAAUAUAAUUUUGACACAGAUGAAGGCCAUAUCAAAGAAAUCUACUAUUUUUUUAUGGCCAAACAUUCAGAAGCUAAAUCCCGAUGCAAGGAAAGAAAAGUGCGGGUGGUGCUUCUCAUGUAAGUCACCAGAUUAUGAAAGGGAUUGCUUAUUCAAUCUAAGUGCUCCAACAUAUUUUACGAAUAAGGUGCUUGGUCUUUGUUCAAAAUGGAAAAAGAAGGGCCAUCUUGCUGAUGUCGUGGGCUAUAUUGUUUCAAUUGAACUUCGGUUGCAUGGUUUACUGUCAGGCCCAUGGCUAAAUCCACAUCAUAGCAAGCUUUGGCGCAACAGUGUUGUCAAGGCAUCUGAUAUUACUUCAUUAAAACAUUUUCUGCUCAUGUUAGAAUCAAACUUGCGCCCUCUUGCACUUUCAGCAGAGUGGGUAAAGCCUGUUGAUUCUGUUUCUACAAUGGGUUCUGCUUGUCAUAGUUUGCCCAGUUCACUAAGUGGGUCUUCAAGACAUGGGAUGGGCAGAAAACGUGCUCGGUAUUUAGAUUUAGAGGUCAACCAAUCAUCAAAUUCUGCAAGAGGUCUGGGCUUAUUUUGGUGGAGGGGUGGUAGACUCUCCCGUGAGUUGUUCAAUUGGAAGGUUUUGCCUCGCACCUUGGCUUUGAAGGCUGCCCGGCAAGGUGGAUGUAUGAAGAUGCUAGGAAUAUCUUAUCCUAUUACUUCAGAAUAUGCUCGAAGAAGCCAUAAUAUUGCCUGGCGAGCUGCUGUUGAGCAUUCAAAAAGUGUUGAACAGCUUGCUCUCCAGGUGAGAGAACUCGACGCAAACAUUAGAUGGGAUGACAUUGAAAAUACUAAUAUUCUUUCAAAGCUGGUCCAAUUUAGAAAAUCAGUGAGACCCUUCAAGAAUGUAAGAAUCCGUCAGAAAUGCAUCGAAGGAACAGUGUUGAAAUAUCUUCUAGAUUUUGGCAAGAGAAGAAUGAUCCCUGAUGUCGUUGUGUCUCAUGGAUCUAUGGUUGAAGAAUCCUCUAGUGGAAGGAAAAAAUAUUGGCUGGAAGAAUCUCUUGUUCCUUUGCAUCUCUUGAAAGCUUUUGAAGAGGAGAGAAUAGCUUACACAUCUAACAAGGUGAGCUCUGGGAAACUUAAUGGGAGUGGCAGACUAACAAAGAAAAUCUCGAAGAAAGGAGGAUUCGAAUACCUUUUCUCUAAAGCAGAAACAUUCAAGUAUUAUCAGUGUGCACACUGUAAGAAAGAUGUUUUGAUCAGGGAAGCAGUGAACUGCCAGUAUUGUAAAGGCUUUUUCCAUGAGAAACAUGUGAGGAAGUUUGCUGGACCAAUCCUUGUUGAAUGUACAUCCAUUUGUCAUAAGUGUCACAUUGGGAAUUCUGCAAAGGUUGAGACCAAGAAGAGGAUGCCACCCCACCCCAGAAUCAGUAAGAAAUAUGGUAAAGAUACAAAAACAUCACUGAAGCAGAAGAGUAAAAAAGAUACCAUAGCGUUAGCUUCGCAAUGUUCUCCUAGGAAAAUUGAAUGUGUGGGUUUGCAAAACAAAAAGCUUGGAGGACUCAAGAAAGGAGAAAGGAAACAAAUCAAAUCCUUGAAAGUGAUAUUAAAGAAACCAAAGGAAGGCAUCUGGCAGAAGAAAAGAACACCAAUGUAUCAUGCUUAUUGGCUCAAUGGUCUCUUCUUGUCGAGAAAGCCAAAUGAUGAGCAAGUUAUGUACUUCAAAAGUAGAAACUUUGUUGCCCCAUCUAAACAGUUGACUGACAUUGUUGAUCAACCCAAAUGCAGUCUCUGUGGAGAGCUAGAAUUUUCAUCGACAUUAAGCUAUGUUGGUUGCGAGAUCUGUGGAGAAUGGUAUCAUGGGGAUGCUUUUGGGCUUAGCACGGAGAACAUCAGUAAUCUCAUUGGAUUUAGGUGCCACAAAUGCCGUAACAGGGCAUCUCCUAGCUGCCCCCAUUUGCACAGAAGGACUAACGAUGAGGAGCGAGUGGGCACUUCGAGUGGUAUGUCAAUGGCUGAUUUUGUUGGGGAUGCCUCAAACGAUAUUGCUAUCCAGUCUUUUGAUGACAAAGAAGCAAAGGUUCCAUCUUUUCAAAGGGAAAAAAUGCGGAGGAAGAUUAGAGUUCCAAGGAGAUACCUAGACUGAAAUGAAUGGGGCUUUGACUUUUUACGCUAGGUACCUAGAGAAUCUUAGAUUAUAAAUGAGUGAAGAUGAAUUGGGAGAUCUAAGUAUGAAAUAAAAUAGUCUUAGUUAAUUAGUAUUAAUUAAGAACUUAAUUUUUAAAAGAGUAGUCAUCCCAAAUUAUUUACUAAAAUAAUGUUGGGAUGGCACGAGAUAUUGCAUGCAUGCAAUUUGUGGCCGUGUGGUAGAGGCAAAAAUGCUCUUAUUAAUAGCAUUUUUUUUCUUAUACAAAAAUGCUUCUUUCUGGAGUAUUA